Prunus armeniaca (apricot) is the source of this 354-nucleotide messenger RNA. The record is from the annotation of a GenBank genome assembly. NCBI's taxonomy places the organism in Eukaryota, Viridiplantae, Streptophyta, Magnoliopsida, Rosales, Rosaceae.
AUGCUGACUUGUGUGGAGGAUGUGAAUCCCCUCCUUUGUGGCCUUGUCGGUGCGGUUGGUGCGGUCUCUAGUACCUUUGCAGCGACGGUGGCUCGUGCGGUACAUGUUGAAGUUUUAGAUGUCAUCAACGCCAUUAAGCUUGCUUGGCUUCAUGCGUGGCAUAAGGUUGAUUGGCAGAAUUGCUUGCAUCGUCUCCACCGCAUGUUGUUUAAGAUUUCUCAAUUAUUUCGUGAGGGUAAUCAUGGAGUUGAUGCUUUGGCAAAUCACAGUAUUCAGGGCUUUGGUUUCACAUGGUGGGACACUGCACCUUCAUUUAUUUUGUCUUCGUCAUCGAGACUAGCUGGGCAUGCCUAG